Frieseomelitta varia is the source of this 1907-nucleotide messenger RNA. Its product is annotated as tumor protein p63-regulated gene 1-like protein. The transcript has 7 exons. Bases 538 to 1476 code for a protein of 312 amino acids. Gene Ontology annotation, cellular component: cytoplasm. NCBI's taxonomy places the organism in Eukaryota, Metazoa, Arthropoda, Insecta, Hymenoptera, Apidae. The record is from RefSeq and is a predicted model, not a curated record.
UUCACGUGGUAGACAAGGAAGCUAGUAGCGUGUGACAAGGACAACAAUAUAAAUUAGUUCCGGCACCUAUCCUUGGGGUGAUACCCUAUUUAUCGAAAAAUUGGGUCAUUUACAUUAGAAAGAAGCUUCUUCAUAUCGAAUUGUGGGCAAACGUUCAUAGAUAUUACUUGGAACGUUCGAAAAACGCUCGUUCGUAUCUAAGUUAUACAAAGAAAAAGACUUGGGCAUUAGUUCCUUUUCUCAUGUAACAUUGGCAUUUUCUAAAAUAACGAAGUGACGAUAUUAAAUAUUCCUGCUAUAUGCUGAUAACAGUUAUCAAUAGUGAUUCUAUAAACAUGGCGCUUUUCAUGACACUUAAAAUAUCAAGCUGUUCAUCAGAAUUUUUCGAAUAAAUACAAUUCAUUAACAUUAUCGAGGAUUGUCGAUCGAAAGAGAAUACUAUUCCAAGCGAAUUUGGAGGAUCCUUUGAACUUGAUACGGUAAACAACGAAAAAACAGCGGAACUUUAUCUGAUAGGAGAGACAUAACCCAUAAACAAUGGACGAAACAUACUUCGACGAAGGACCGGCGGGAAAUUUCGAAACAGCUACCUUAGAAAUUACCAAAGAACUCGAUACCAACGAGUUGAACAGUCAAAACGCUGCUUCUACUGGAAUUGACACUGCAAAGAGAAACAGGGAGAAUGAGAUGUACAAUCCAAAUCAAAUUCCAUCAUCCAGAGACGUGUCUAACAUACCCUUCAAGCACAUUGACAUUCAUUCCUUUUUCUCGGACAGAAAUGAAGUUGUUGACAGAGCGCUAAAGGAUUGCCAGGAAAGUUUAAUAAAUGAAGAGGAGAGGGACAUUAUUGGAAGCUGGCUGUUGACAGAAAUAAGUCUAUGGGAUAUAGAAAAGGAGAGAUUAAUAAUACUUACAAGAAGAGCCAUUUAUUCGAUAAAGUAUGAUUUCAUCUCUUUAAAAAUACUAGAAUACAACCGGAUACCUUUGAUGCAGAUUGAUACGCUCGUUUGUGGUGAAUUAGUUUAUCCUUCUUCAUCUUUGGCGCCACGAUUAAGUGGAUUGGCCGAGGGUGUAUCGUCAAUAAUUCAUUGCGCAGGCCGUCAAGAGUGGUCUUCUCUUGUCUCUUGUACAGGUCUUGCACAAUUUGAACCUAGGAAAAAGCAUAUGUCUGGAAUAAGAAUAAUGUGGAACAAGGGCACCCCGUUAUCAUUAAUUAAGAAAUGGAAUCCAUUUGCGAAGGAUAUACCGUGGCUUACUUAUGCUAGUCAUCCAUUAUUUUGGUACAAAGGUUCAGAAGGAGAUAAAGCAAAGUUUAGUGUUGAAGGUUUACAAUCGUCGAUUAAAGACCUCUUGUCAUCAGACUGCAUUGUAAGAAAUGGACUUAUUGUUAUAGAAAAUUACUUUGGUAUAGGUGCCUUAGUACAUAAUAGAAAUGGAUUAGGUUUCUUUAAAAUUCGCGGCAAAGUUAGUUUUUAAUUUGGUUCACGAAACAACUGAAAUUUUUACUUCAUUUCUCUAAAAUUCACAUUCCAAUUUCCAAAGCUCCAAACUCCUAUUUAUAAAUCUGAUGGUAUUUACAAUGAAAUAUUAAAAUUAGAGAUACAAAUUCAUUUUAUCUACAUAGGGAAAUUCUCAAAUAGAUCUCGAUUUACUUUCCAAAGAUUCUAAUAUGCAAUAUUAUUAAGCAUAUCGUAUAAAUUCUAUCAUGUAUGAUACAAAUAUUUUCACUCAGUACCUGGCUAACAAAAAGCUAAAACUAGAUAUUAAAUAUGUACGUCAUACUAAGAUAAUUCGUUUACAUUUUCUAGAUGUGAUACUAUGUUUUAUAAUUCAGUAUAAAAAUAAAUGGCAAACAUAAGCCAUUUGACCUUUCUUUAUAAUAAUAAAUAAAGACAAUUCUUCUCAAA